AUGUCGAAACCUUCUUCCCAGGCGCUAACCAAGCGUGAAUCGGACCAGAUUCUCAUGCCCCCACCGCCACCUCCAAAACGUAUCAAGCGCCCAGCUACUGUUCUUGACGAAGACGUCUACACGAAUGCACUCUCCGAGAUCAUCGUCCGAGAUUUCUUUCCAGGGCUAUUGGAGACACAGAUAAAACAGGAGUACCUGGAUGCGUUAGAUUCAAGGAAUAAAGAAUGGAUUGCAGCAGCGCGGAAGAAACUGACCGAUGUCAUGACGACGCCUAGACGGACGAAAGGCAUAGGGGGCAGGGGUAACAGAAGGGCUACUCCUAGGCUGACCACCCCUGGGCAGCCAGACCAGACCCCUAUAGAUUGGGGGGGUGAUACGCCAUCGUCAACUAUCUCUGCGACGACACAAGGAACUUCUACUACUACGGCUACACAGAGGGAGAUCCCGGACACCUCCAAUCUCGGUCUUGUCGCAUUCCAGGCAAAGUACACCAGCGAGGAUAACGAGUCUUUCAACAAACUUCUCGAUAAGCAAAAUUCUAAACGCCGGGAGAAGUACGCAUGGCUUUGGAAUGGAAACAAGAUCCCGACGGCUCGACAGCUCGCCCACCGGCAGAGAGAGACCAAGCGCAUCACUGCUCAGGGAGGUAACCCAGACAAGGGCGAGGAGCAAAAGCAAAAGCGCCUCAUCAAGACCGAUCUUGACGCCCGCCCUGCAAAACCGGAGUUGUGGAAGACCCGACCCGAAAACUCGCUUAUGUUCAUCCCGUCCUCCAUUGAGGAUACCCACGAGACGAUACAGCAAAGGGCCGAAGCGUCAUCGCGGGCAGGUCCCAAGCGUGUCCUCUACCAAAACACAAGGUUGCGGGAUUCAAGUACUGUCGUAGCUGAAGAGGCGCAUGCUACCUCCUCCGUUCCACCAUCGCCCUCGAUUUCGGCCAUCAAAGAUGCCAUUGCUGGAAACCCACGCCAUACAGAUUCAGAAGCGGCUUUCACAGGUGAGACGCCGCGGAUAAAUGGAUAUGCGUUUGUCGAUGAAGACGAGCCUGAGACUGAACGAAAUCAUCGGGGGGAAGAGGACCAUGAGUCUUCGCUCUUCGACCUCCGCCUUCUCGGCACUGGCGACAGUACUCCCAAUCCAUUCCAGAUUAGAGAAGUCCGCAAACGAGAGGAUCUUCACCACCGCAUGGUCGAUCGUGUCGCGCGAACUAGGCGCGCAGAAAAGGCUUCAAGGGAAAUCAAGACGCCUGUCCCGCACUUCCCCAGCAGUCCCAAGCUUGAUUUCGGGCUUCGGACCCCUAACACCUCCAGACCUGGCAGUAAUAUAAAGGCAUUAACACCUGCCGCGCAGAAAUUGCUUCAGAAAGUUGGGAGCACGCCUCGUUCCUCGGGGAUGGUUCCAUCCUCUUCUGGUUUGAGGAAUAUGUGGACUCCUACUCCUAAGAAGACGAAGUGA
Molecule: messenger RNA, 1455 nt
Organism: Monascus purpureus
Lineage: Eukaryota; Fungi; Ascomycota; Eurotiomycetes; Eurotiales; Aspergillaceae
Source: the annotation of a GenBank genome assembly